AUGGAGACAUAUCACGGCUUUGUGCGGACACCCGCGGACGCCAUCAAGCUCUUUGAGGCCUGCAGACUCGGUCUCCUGCCUCGCGUUCAACGCAGAUUAUCAGAGAAGGAACGCCAAUCUAUUCGAUCCGGCUCAGUAUUUGUAUGGGACGAGCGGGAAGCGGGCAUGCGGAGGUGGACCGACGGAAAGUCAUGGAGCGCCAGCCGAGUCUCUGGUAGCUUCCUUACCUACCGCGAAAUGGAGGGCAAGCGUGGCAGCGGCUUCGGCGGCGGUAGACGGGGUGCUGGCAAGACGCCCGACUCUGGCCGCGGUAGCGACGAGGACCAGGAAGACGGCGAGCCUGAGGGCUACCGAUACAAGGCGGACGGUUUGAUGAAGCAGUCUUUCAGCAUCACCACCUCCACCGGCCAGCACCUCCACCUCAUAUCUUACUACUCCAGACCACACCCUGGAUCACCAGAGCUCCAGCAACCCAGCACCGACGCUCAGCUCAGACACAUUACCCCCAUGAAGGGAAUGUACCCCGAGUCCAGCCUCCACGACAGUAAUCCUACUCCCGCUCUCACAAGAGGGCCGAUGCUGCAACAGACUCCCUACAUGGCACAGCAGCACCCUCAACAGCCAAUGCCUCAAGCCUACCCUCCGCAGUAUGCACAGCAAACGGGCUACUCGUGGCCUCCCUCGCCGGUGGCAACACCUCCUUAUAGCCACUACACCACAUCUCCGUAUCCGCCUCAACAGCCGCCGCAACAUCAGCUGCCGCCUCCUCAAGUAUCACACUCGCCGGCUCAACAACCGCACUACGUGCAUGCGCCUCCGCUCCACCAUCUGUCUCCUUACGACCGGGCACCUCUCCCGCCGCCGACCGUCCAGAAGCCUCUGGCGCCCUACGCUCCUCAACACCCGUCGCCUCGCCUGGCGCAGAUCCAACAACCGCAGCACCAGUCGCCUCGCUUGGCCUCUAUUCAACAGUCGCGUGCCUCCGAGUCCCCUCGCAUCUCCCACCUGCAGGCUCAAGCCGCGCAGGCGGUAAUGAUCGACCCCAGACUCGGUCCCCGCAACCCUAAUACUCUGCCGGGGAUCAACGCCGUCUCCAGCGCUCCUUCCGCCAGUCACCCGAUCACACACACUCCUCCCAACAGGACGUUGUCUGUCUCGCCUCCCAGAAGUGCGCAUUCCGAUGCCAACGGUGUGGCGCCUCUUCCCAACAAGGCCAGCCUGUCUGCUCUUCUGCUGCAUCCUACCCCUUCGAGUUCCGAGCCCAGCAGUGCCAACGGCGGUGUAAACAGUGCCACCAGCUCUCCGCGGACAGGUGGCGCCCUCGGUGGUCUCCCGCCGCCAAUUGAUCGUUCGGCCAACAUGAGCCACGACGUUAAGGCGCUCCAAGCUCUGGACCGCAAGUUCUGCAUCUAG
This is a messenger RNA of Colletotrichum orchidophilum, 1413 nucleotides long. RefSeq names its product Gti1/Pac2 family protein. Gene Ontology annotation, molecular function: DNA binding. Bases 1 to 1413 code for a protein of 470 amino acids. The record is from RefSeq and is a predicted model, not a curated record. The transcript has a single exon. Lineage: Eukaryota; Fungi; Ascomycota; Sordariomycetes; Glomerellales; Glomerellaceae.